GCAGUCGAUGACAACGACAAAUUGGCGCGUUGAUGACGCGUAAUAAUUGCUUAACGCGGUAUUUGGUUCGAUCCUCUCUCCAACUGAAUCCAUACUCACUCUACUAUAUAUAUUCACAAGAUCCCUCUUUCUCUCUUCUUCAUUUUCUAUUUCAUUUUUCUCAAUUUUAUUCAAAGGUGUUUGUUGUUUUGUUUGAAAGAUGGGGGGUGGUAAAGAUAAACAUGAUGAAUCUUCUGACAAAGGGAUGUUUUCAAAUCUUGCUCAUGGUAUAGCUGGUGCUGCUACACAUGGUGGAGGGUACCCUCCACAACAUGGGUAUCCUCCACAACAAGGGUAUCCUCCACAGCAAGGUGGUUAUCCUCCACAACAAGGUGGUUACCCUCCUAGUGGUUAUCCUCCACAACAAGGUUAUCCUCCUAGUGGUUACCCUCCACAACAAGGGUACCCACCUGCUGGUUAUCCUGGUGCAUCUGGUCACAAUGCUCCAGGGGCUCAUGGAGGGUCUCAUGGACACGGCGGUAUGGGAGUAAUGCUUGCUGGGGGUGCAGCAGCUGCUGCCGCUGCUUAUGGUGCUUCCCAUUUAUCCCACGGCUCCCAUGGUGCUCAGGGCCAUUAUCCGGGUGGCUAUCCACAAGGUGGCUACGCUCAUGGCGGCUAUGCACAUGGUGGUGGUCACAUGGGCCAUGGAAAAUUCAAGCAGCAUGGCAAGUUCAAGGGGGGAAAGCAUGGCAAGUUCAAGCAUGGAAAGUUUGGCAAGCAUGGGGGAGGCAAGCAUGGAUUCAAGAAGUGGAAGUAAUGAAUGUAUAUGCAAUUCUGACUCUAUAUACCGCUGCUUGAUGCUUGCUACUUUAUAAAUAAACCAUACUUCAUAUGAUGUAUGUUUAUCAUAUAGGUCCCUUGUUUAUUUUUUUCUUGUUUUGAUAUUUCAAUGCAUUGGAUCCUUUGAGCAAGUCUUGAGGUAUUGGCUUACGGCUGACCAAAAUACUGACAAAUUGAUGUGUAAUGGCUUUGAUAUGUUUUGCAUCCUGAUUACGUGUUUAUUGAACUCAUUUUGAUUGUUUUAUGUUUUUCUCAA
Trifolium pratense (red clover) is the source of this 1075-nucleotide messenger RNA. RefSeq names its product glycine-rich protein A3-like. The transcript has 3 exons. Bases 200 to 796 code for a protein of 198 amino acids. Lineage: Eukaryota; Viridiplantae; Streptophyta; Magnoliopsida; Fabales; Fabaceae. The record is from RefSeq and is a predicted model, not a curated record.